UUCUCCCAUCUCUUCUUUCUUGCAGGCAUCUUGCUGUUUCCAUAAGACUACUGCAAGAAGAGCUUGCUAUUCUUGCCUUCCUUCCACUCAAAGGACACGAAAAAUUGUGAAGCUGAAGCCAUUGCAUGCAAAUUUUGUUCAGCUUGUUUUUGUUAGUGAUGUCAUAUGAACUGCAUGCAAGUGUGAUCUUCUUCAUGGAAGCUUAGUAGAGGCCAUACAAGGUUUCUUAUUGAAGAAUUAGACUUCGCUUCAUUCGAACAGCGAAAUCGUCGACCUACUCUGUCUCAGCUUCACGUUAUCGACGUAUUUCAUCGAAAAGGUCUUAUAUUUUACACUGAGAAAUGGCACUUGCUCCAACUGUUGAAGUAGUUCUGGGCUCCAUUGCCUUUGGAAUUUUUUGGGUGCUAGCCGUUUUCCCUGCAGUCCCCUUCCUCCCUAUUGGAAGGACUGCCGGAUCUCUUCUUGGUGCUUUGCUCAUGGUCAUCUUCCGAGUGAUCACUCCAGAGCAAGCUUAUGCUUCUAUCGACAUCCCUAUCCUCAGCCUUCUCUUUGGAACUAUGGUUGUCAGCAUCUAUCUUGAAAGAGCCCACAUGUUCAAAUACUUGGGAUGGUUGCUUUCAUGGAAGAGCAAAGGUGGUAAGGAUUUGCUCUGCCGGAUCUGCCUUAUUUCGGCCUUGUCGAGUGCAUUAUUCACCAAUGACACCUCCUGCAUUGUGUUAACUGAGUUUGUUCUCAAGCUCGCAAGGCAACACAAUCUGCCACCCAGACCUUUCCUUCUAGCACUAGCAUCAAGUGCCAACAUUGGCUCCACUGCAACUCCUAUUGGAAACCCACAAAACUUGGUUAUAGCAGUCCAGAGCAAGAUCUCUUUUGGAAAAUUCUUCAUAGGAAUCCUCCCUGCUAUGCUUAUUGGGGUGGUCAUCAACAUAACAAUUAUUCUAUGCAUGUUUUGGAACACAUUAAAGGUAAAUAAGGUUGAGGAGGAGGUGAUGGAGGAAGCGGUCGAUGAGGAUGAAGUGACCUCUCAUACGUUCUCUCCUGCAAGAAUGUCACAUUUGACCCAAGAGGGAGCUUGUGGGGAUGAUGUUGGGAAGAGCAGUUCACGAGUGAAAGCAGCUUCUUUUAAAGUCCCUGAUAUGAAGAAACUCUUGAGCAAAAAGGCCAUGAUCUUGAAGGGUUGUGUUUAUCUUGUGACCAUAGGGAUGCUGAUCUCUCUGCUCAUGGGGCUAAACAUGUCAUGGACUGCACUUUCUGCUGCCCUUGCACUCGUCGUUAUCGACUUCAAGGAUGCUGGACCCUGCCUUGAUAAGGUUUCGUAUUCGCUGCUGAUAUUCUUCUGUGGGAUGUUCAUCACUGUUGAUGGAUUCAACAAAACUGGACUACCAAGUGCUCUGUGGAAUUUCAUGGAGCCUUAUGCCCGAAUCAAUCAUGCUAGUGGAGUGGCAGUUCUCGCCCUUGUUAUACUACUACUUUCGAACUUCGCAUCCAAUGUACCUACUGGCCUUGAUCUGGCUCCUGGAGUUCAUCAUCUCUGCACAGCUUCUCCACUUUGGACAAGGGGACCAUCUCCUAUUUCAGGCACAGGAUUUGCCAACAGAUAGGCUGCACAGACCAAGAUGAGAGACUUCUAACAAUAACUGACCCCACCGCUAGUUCUGAAUGGACAACGGCAAUUAACCGAGCUAAAUCAUCGUCAAUACUCAAUAUAGAUUUAUUCUGAGCCAGAUUUUGAGUCCCCGAGUACUGACACAAUACUUACUGGUGUCCGCACAACCAAUGGGCUGUUCCCAUGUCAGUACAGAAUUUUUUUCUAGAAGCUGUUUUAAUAAGAUUUCUUAGUCUAUUUAUUUUAGGUUUCUUUUUCUUUAUUUUUUAUUUUGGAUUCCUAUAUGGUCACUAAAGGACCCUCACAUGUUUCCUUUGAUAUACAUAAGGCCCUAGAGCCCUCUAAA
Molecule: messenger RNA, 1952 nt
Organism: Elaeis guineensis (African oil palm)
Lineage: Eukaryota; Viridiplantae; Streptophyta; Magnoliopsida; Arecales; Arecaceae
Source: RefSeq, a predicted model, not a curated record